Molecule: messenger RNA, 5506 nt
Organism: Owenia fusiformis
Lineage: Eukaryota; Metazoa; Annelida; Polychaeta; Sabellida; Oweniidae
Source: the annotation of a GenBank genome assembly
GCAUUUUGAGUAUGUUCUGUAAAAUGGCCAUAAAAUUAUAAUUAUUUGGUAUAGACCAAUGACCAACUUGGUAGAGUGAAAGUAUAUUUGGCAAUUAAUAUAAUUUUAACCCAUACUCAAUGAUUGAGUUAUUGACAUUUGCUUGGGUUAACAGAGUAUUUUUGGCUCACCCUGUAGUUUCAAUUUCCAAGGAAAUAUUAGGCAUGGGUGUUCAACCUCUAAUAUAAAUAAGUAUACAAAAUAAGUAAAUAAAAAAUCAUAAAUGUUUCAACUACUCAAUCGUUCGUCGUAAAAACUAUAUGUUCAAACCCUGCAAGGAUGUUAACUAUAAUUCUAUAAUUUCGUUUCACCAGUGUGAUGUUGACAUUUAGACAGCACCCAUUGAACAUGGCGACUACUUCGAUUUUUAUUCUAUUGUACAUUUUCUCCAUUAUCUCCGAUGCAAAUGGUAUUACUCAUUGGUUUGUUACAGAGGACGGAAGAACACAAGCCCAGGUUGAUUCGUAUCUUGAUAUGCGUCAUCCUGAUGACUUGGUUGCCUGGAUGAAGCAAUAUGAGCGAAAUAAAGUUGUCCACAGCCUCAAAGAGGAGUUGAUUAUACAAAAAGAAAGGAUUGAUGCUAAUGAAGAUAAGGACACAGGUCUUGAGAAGAGGUUUUACAAGUCUGACCCAGAUUGUCAGAUAGCUGGGAAGCCCCUACCAGAACAUGAUCUCUAUAUCACAACAGUUCUACCACUCACUAAUAAAGGCAUUAAGGCCCAUGAACACAUCAACUUUGACGCCCCUCCCAGUAAGAGGCCACAGCUGCCUGACUGUACCAAAGUGAAGAAACUUGAAUUUACUAUGCAUGGGUUUGAACACCUGGAGGCUAUCCAGCAGCGUGAAAAUCUGACUGGUACUCCUGAGCUUGGUCUUACUAAGGCUAUCCCCCAACUUGACACUGAUGUGUAUGGGGACCUUAUACACCAAGCAAUGCAGAAGAAUAAUACGUCGUGGGUCUUGUUUAACAUGGCGGCAUUCUUCUGGCGUAUCAAGGGUGAUUCAUUCCAUGUUAUUGAAUGUGUUCGGAGGGCAUUGCACUACUCUCCAAGCAUUCACAAAGAUAUAGCUCUAAUUAGUCUAGCUAAUGUUCUCCAUAGAGCACGUUAUUCAAAGGAGGCAGCUAUUGUUGUAACAGCUGCGCUGGAGAUUUCCAGAGAGCUUAAUGUCAAUCACUUUACUCUGGGAAAUAUAUUUGCAGUACUUGGGGAGUAUAACAAAUCUGUAGCAUGCUAUGAGAAUACAUUACGAAUACAACCAGACUUUGAAGCAGCCAAGAAUAGGAUGCAUGCUGUGCUCUGCCAUGCCAAGCUGGAAAAAGCCUUGGAGGCACAACAUCAAUCUCUCCAGCGCACACUAAGUGAGUUAAAGGACUACCAGAAGAAGCAUGAGUACUGGCAGCAGGAGAGAGAUAAGUACAUAUCAGAGCAGGCUGACCCUGCCACCAAAGAGCUCUCUGAGGCAGUAUAUCGAGAGAUACGCUACAAAGAGAACAUACGACCAAUAGGUGAGUUCUGUCACAUCAAGCUGGUGCGCAACAAGGAGACGUAUGACUGCAGUCUGAGAAACAGGCCGGAUGCCCAGUAUACAAAAUGGAGAUCUAGAAACCCUCAUAUUGUUAAAGAACUGGAGCCCUGGAGUAUUGAAGAUAUCCACAAUGCGUUGAAUAGGCAAAAUGACUCUGAAUAUAAGCCUAAUAUCCCUGAGCCCACAGUAGACUAUGCCAAACCUAUAAAACCGCCUUUGUAUAAUGGAAAAACUUCAAAAGAACCUGAGAGUGACUCCCUACUAUUUAAAGACAAAGACUGGCCUAGCAAAGAUGAAUGUGAUCGCUAUGUGCAAAAAUUCCCAUCCUGGAAUGAGUUUCCUACCACAUACUUACCUCCUGAAAACAAAGGCUUUGAGGUUGUUGCCUUAUUGAAUGAUGCCCAGGGAUUAAACCCUGAAGAGGAACAUCCGUUGCCAUGGUACCCACCUGUUUGUGUCACAAUAGAGGAUAUCCCAGAAGGCAAAAGGGCGGGAGAUGAUAUUCCUGCAGUGAAAGAUCGCACAAAAGUGCUAAAACUUUAUGAUAGCAGCAUGAAAGAGAACCUACUGAAGAUGAUACCUAUCUCUGAGACAUAUCUAACUAGAGAGGCUACUGCUGAAGAGGUGGGACAGAGAAUCCUUACAGCACUUCAAGAAAAAAUUGGUCCCAAGUGGAUUCUGUACAACCUUGCAGGAUUAUACUGGAGGGUAAUAGGUAACUGUUAUCAUGGUAUUGAGUGCCUGAGAAGAUCCCUGCAGUUUGUGCCCCCUCAGUACAGAGAUGUACCUCUUGUCAAUCUUGCAAAUAUUCUCUACAAGUGGGGCCGUGUGGAGGAUGCCAUCCGUGUGAUGAAAGAGGCCCUUGCAGUGAAUGAUCAUGAGCCAACUACUCAUUUCUUCCUUGGUAAUUUAAUGUCAGCUAAAUCCAACAUGACUGGUGCAAUAUGGCACUUUGAGGAGGCAUUGAACCAAGACAGUAAAAACACUGAGAUCUAUGCUACCCUUAGGAUUGUAAAGUGCUAUCAGAAGUUCCACCAGGCAAAGACAAGUGCAGCAAAGACUGAGGUGAAAGAAGAAGCAUGUAAACAUGGAACAGCUGCAGAGAGAGAAAGUCGUAUUGUAUGCAAGAAUGAGAAUGGUCAAGAGAAGUGUAUGGUUGAAACACGUACAAGGGCACGUAAAGAAUGUAAUGGUGUCUGCACACAAAGCUGUGUUAUGCCAGCCAACAAAGGCUCACCUUGUAUGGGCGGCAACAUCCCUAAAUGUGUUCCCUCUGAAAAGCUGAGUGAAAUUACAGAGUUCUAUAAGAAACAAGGCCUGUGUAGUGGCCAAGAGUGCAAAAUAGAGCACCCAAAUCAACGUCCACAUAUAAAACUAGAGUAUCAUGAAGGCUUGAUCCAUCAGAAACUUGUGUUUACAAGUAAAGAUGACAUUAUAGUCAUGGACGAUGACUGUGUCAUAUUCAAUGAUGGUACCAAAACUACAGGGUGUGAGAAGAAAGAGUAUCAACCUCUGGAAGAACAGCUUGCUGAAUUUGCUAAGAAUGUUGAUGAGCUGGAGAAACUAUUGAUGAAACAUGAAGAACAGUGUAAAGAUGAUGAGAAUUGUGCCAAAUUGCCAAAGUCAACCAGUUUUACCUCAUCCGCUAAAGGAGAAAAAUCCACUCCAGAUGAUGAGAAAACUGACUCUAAAAACAAUGAUGAAGAUGAUGAUGACAACCUGACAUUCCUGAAAUACAACUACGAAGAUGAUUCAUACAAUGAUGACAGCCCAAGUCAGAUCAGUGAUGAUAUACAGUUAAAGGAUGAUGCCAGUCAGACUAUAUAUGGAAAGGUUAAAUAUAGCACACAUAAUGAAGCAGUGGAUGAUGACCUCCCUGAUGUUGAUACAAUGAUGGCGAGCAAGAUUCCUGACCCAGAUGAUGCUAAACUGCCAGAUACCACAGUUCAUAUAAAAGAUCGGAAGCAUCUACCUUGGCCAAAAUGGGAAGAAUGUAAAGAACAACGCCGCACCAACUUCCAGGAGUUCACAAGCACUUGGCUCUCGGUCACUGUCAAAGAUAUCAAUCUUGCUGAUUACUUGGACUUUGAAACACGAAUUAAGAGAAACUUCAUUGAGCCUGAAUGUGCUACAAACUUUGGUGCAUCUGCCCACACACUGGACCACCUUGAAGGCAUAUCUCAGAGAAAACACCUCAAAUAUUCCCCUGAACUUGGCCUCAAAAAGGUUUUACAAGAAUUGGGGAAAGAAUCUCAGCCAACUGAUGUCAUGGCAACGAGGAUAGCUAGAGCUCUUAAUGAGACUCCUGACUCAUGGGUGCUUGCAAAUCUUGCUGCUCUGUACUGGAGAGUGGAGGGGGUGGCGGAAAAGGCAGUGGAUUGUCUUAGACUGGCAUUGCACCAUGCUCCAGAUGACAUGAAGGAUAUUACACUUGUGAGUUUAGCAAACAUCUUACAUAAAUCAGGACACUUGAAUGAUGCAGUGAUUGUCACAAACAUGGCCCUUGAUAUAUCUCCCCAUCUUGUGGUUAUUCACUUCACUAUGGCUAACAUAUAUGCUGCAAAGAGCAACUGGGAGAAGUCAACAAUGUUUUACGAGUCAACAAUGAGUUUACAAGAGACAUUUGCUCCAGCUAGGGCCAGGUUGCGCUCAAUCAUGUGUAAUAAGGUUCUCAGCAAUCCACAUAUCUUUAAGAAGUCCCGAAAGACCACUUAGGAGUCAUGUUAAAAUAAUUUGCGUUAUUUGAUUUUUUGACCCCUUACAUUGGAUAGACUGUACAGUGUACAAUCAAUAAGAGAUAGUCCCAUUGCGUAAAUGUGAUAUUGUUUAAUUUGUAUGCUUGUUUAGUUCAUGAAAAGUAUGAAUAUUUAAUUCAAUACAGAAUUUAGUCUGUAUAUUUAUCAACGUGCAAGGAACAAUGUCUAUGUUAUAUAGAUGCCUCCCACGUUUGUGGUCCACUUAUUUUUGUCACACAGUAACAUAUUGAAAUAGACAGAUUUUUGUUUUUAAAUUAUAUUUUAAAGUAUUUAUUGCACUGUCUGUAAGAAUGGCACGGGUUGAGGGACAGAAAGUAUGAUUUAUGUUGUUUGUACCAUUGGUUGUUUGUUAUUAGUUGGCUGCUUAUGUCAAUAAAGAUUAACUUUCAGAAGAACAACUAAAAAACAUCCAACCACAUAAUAUGAAAUGUAAGAAAUCUUUUAAAGAUUUUGACUAACCAAAACUUUAAACUCCAAAAGGUAACAGAUCAUUCCAAAAGUGGUGCUUGGAUAUUCUGGUCAGUUUACAUUGGUGCUGUAUGCUUUAGACAGUUUUACACUAACACAAGCUUAUUUAUUCACACAGGUAGCUUUUGAUGAUUUUCAGUGGAUGUUUUAAGCUCACAUGGGCAAACCUUUGGUGGCUCAUCGUUGAUCCUCAAAUGGUUUUACUUCCAAAAUGUCUUAUGAGGUCUCUUUAGGAUAUAAAUUGAUCACAGUUGUGCUUUAGGUCAGGCUAAGUGUCCAAAUUUGGGUUAGGCUACAAAUAGUAUCAGUUAACAGCUUAAAAGAGUUGAUUUUUUAUAGCCUAUUGGUAUUUAUCAACUUUUUGGACACUUUUCUUGAAAUAUUUUAAGCUGCCACUUUUAUUGAAAGACCAUCUCCAUGUGAGCCAAGUGCCAACGUUUAUGUUUAGAAAAACAUCAAGUCAGCCAAUAUUUCUUGUCAGUAUUUAAUUUAUUAUUAAUUUAUGCCUACAUUGUAUUUUGUAAUUUUUGUUUUGGCAGAAAGAUAAAGCACUGCACUGCAGUCAGACAGUUUUGCCUGAGAUUGCAUGAGACCCUUCACAUGGGAAGGGAUUGAGGUUUUAAAAUUAAAAUUUGGCUAUCAAAUUCUUUAGCUGGGGAGCAACCUAGUGAGUCAAUUUCCCUAUCUUGGAGAAUAAUAAUAACUGCUCAAAUAAU